CAUUGGUGAUUACUGUAAGUGUUGUGCGACAGGGUUUUUCCAUGUUGCUAACCGAUGCAACAUAGGUUCUUCGGGAUAGGCGAUGUUUAAUUGAUACCUAACUCUUAACGAUUUCUUUGUUGUACUAUUCAACUUCCAUUUCCUUGAUUGAUGAGUGUUUGAGGUCCUGAAUGUGUUUUUUCUUUUUAUGUUUGUGCAGGUUUUCCAAUAUUGAAAUUCAGGGAGUUUAGUUAUGCUUUAUUUAUGUACAUUGAUAUGACUGUUAUGUUUCUGAAUUUUGCUAUAAAGGAUUUUAUAACUGUUGGAAGUUUAAAAACCCUGCUUUGCAGGCGUUUGUGCUCAGUAGACAACAACACUGUUGGUUUAAUUCAUCAGAACAUAACCUGAAGCUCCUUAACUAUGAGAGAAAGGAUAUGAGUAGGUACAAUUACCCAGCGUCCACUGAGGUUGUUGAUGUGGUUGGCCAACUUUGUGCAAACCCAUUAGCUAUUCAUGGUAUCAAACUCUUUACAAUGUAGAGUUUCUGAAAAAGUUCAUGGAAUCUGGGUGUUACUCUCCCACCUAAACCACAGUACUGCUGACAGAAAGGUAGAGUCGGAGAUGUAGGCAUAUGAUGGUGUAGGAGCCUAGAUUUGCUGGGAUCGUGGAAGAUUCUGUUCCAAAGAAGUUAGCAAAGUAUCAAAUGUUGACUCGACCGCUACGGCUCCGGCACCCGACCACUACCCACCACGGGGUUCAGGCUUGACGUGGGACAGUCUGUUAAGAUUCCCUCGGUUCUAGGCUGGUCAGGUCGGAUAUGGGCUAGAACCGGCUGCAACUUUGAUGCUAACGGUGCGGGAAAAUGUGUGACCGGAGACUGUGGUGGGAAGCUGGAGUGUGCUGGUAAUGGUGCUGCUCCUCCCACAUCACUUUUCGAGAUUACGCUCGGUCACGGUUCUGGCGACAAAGAUUUCUACGAUGUCAGUCUCGUUGAUGGGUAUAACCUCCCCAUAGUUGCUAUCCCAACAGGCGGUGGACUGGUUGGAGCUUGUAACGCUACGGGAUGUGUUGCUGAUAUCAACAUUAGCUGUCCGAAGGAGCUUCAAGUGAUGGGAGAGGAAGAGGAAGAAAGAGGAGGAGGAGGAGGAGUUGUCGCUUGCAAGAGCGCUUGUGAGGCCUUUGGAUUAGACCAGUACUGUUGCAGCGGUCAGUUUGCUAACCCGAACACAUGCCGGCCGUCUUCAUACUCUACCGUUUUCAAGAGAGCUUGUCCUAGAGCUUAUAGCUAUGCCUUUGAUGAUGGAAGCAGUACUUUUACUUGCAAGGCUUCUGAAUAUGCCAUUAUCUUCUGCCCUGGCAGGGUAAAAAGACCAAGCAGCCAAAACUCGGAUCCCCCUAGCCAGACCCAGAAUCCAUUCGGGCAACCUAUGGCUCCACCAACUCAGAAUCCGUACGGUCAACCUAUGGCUCCACCAACUCAGAAUCAGAACCCGCCUGGACCAAACCAGAAUCAGAUGACUCCUCCACCUCAGAAUCAGAAUGGGAAUGGGCAAUUUAUGAUGCCUCCUCCCACUGUAAACCAAGCUCCAAACGACCAGUUAAUGAAUCCGCCAAUGGAGGAUGAGAGUCAAAGAGCUGAAACUGGGAGGGUUGCCAAGAGUCGAUCCUCGUCUGACAUUCUUCGACCUUACCCUGUCUUGUUGUUUCUUGGCCUCAGUCUAACUGCUUUGAGACAAUCGUGCACGACAUGAAUCAUCACUGUUCUUCCUUUUUAAAGAGAAUUAGUACGUAAGCAACUUCAUUGUCUUCCCAGAGAUUCUGAACUUUAUUGAUCAAAGUCCUUUUUAUUA
Messenger RNA from Brassica oleracea var. oleracea, 1829 nucleotides. Its product is annotated as basic salivary proline-rich protein 1-like. The record is from RefSeq and is a predicted model, not a curated record. The transcript has 5 exons. The coding region runs from base 1089 to 1730 and encodes 213 amino acids. Lineage: Eukaryota; Viridiplantae; Streptophyta; Magnoliopsida; Brassicales; Brassicaceae.